GGGGGGAACCGGCCCGGGUGGCGGCGGCGGCGGCGCCCACCAACGGCAUCGUCAUGUGGCUGGGCCCCGAGGAGGUGCUGCUGGCUAACGCGCUCUGGGUCACCGAGCGGGCCAACCCCUUCUUCCUCCUGCAGAGGCGGCGGGGCCACGGCAAGGGGGGCGGCCUGACGGGACUGCUUGUGGGAACCCUGGAUGUGGUUUUGGACUCCAGUGCUAGGGUUGCACCUUACAGGAUUUUGCACCAGACACAGGAUUCCCAAAUCUAUUGGGCAGUGGCAUGUGGUUCAACUCGGAAGGAAAUCACAACACACUGGGAAUGGCUAGAAAAUAACUUGCUUCAGACUCUUGCCAUCUUUGACAAUGAAGAAGAUAUCACUACCUUUGUCAAGGGCAAGAUACAUGGCAUUAUUGCAGAAGAGAAUAAGAAUCAGCAACCGCAGGGGGAAGAAGACCCUGGCAAAUUUAAGGAAGCAGAACUAAAGAUGCGUAAACAAUUUGGAAUGCCUGAAGUAGAGAAACUAGUCAAUUACUACUCCUGCAGCUACUGGAAAGGACGUGUUCCCAGGCAAGGAUGGCUGUAUCUAACUGUUAAUCACCUUUGUUUCUAUUCCUUCCUUUUGGGCAAAGAAGUGACCUUAAUAGUCCAGUGGGUAGAUAUAACGCAGCUGGAGAAGAACGCCACCCUCCUGUUCCCUGAAUGCAUCAAAGUGAGUACCAGGGACAGUGAGCUGUACUUUUCUAUGUUCCUCAACAUCAAUGAGACCUUCAAGUUAAUGGAGCAGCUGGCUAACAUUGCCAUGCGGCAACUAUUCGACAAUAAAGGGUUCACUGAGGACAUGCUGCUCCCCAAGCCCAGCAAGCCUCUCAAGAAUAUCUCAGCCCUCAAAAGAGAUCUGGAUGCUCGAGCCAAAAAUGAGUGGUACCGUGCUACUUUUCGACUGCCUAAGGAUGAACGUCUUGAUGGGCACACAGACUGUACUUUGUGGACUCCCUUCAACAAAAUCCACAUCCUUGGGCAGAUGUUUGUUUCCAACAACUAUAUCUGUUUUGCUAGCAAGGCAGAGGAAGCUUGUCAUCUUAUCAUACCACUCAGGGAGGUCACAAUUGUUGAGAAAGCUGACAGUUCCAGUGUCCUGCCUAGCCCACUCUCCAUCAGCACCAAAAGUAAAAUGACCUUCCUUUUUGCCAACCUGAAAGACCGAGAUUUCUUGGUACAGCGAAUCUCUGACUUCCUGCAGAAAACUCCUUCAAAGCAAACCUGUAACAAUGGCAGAGAGCGGAAGAAGAGUGUUGGUGACCGUGCUGCACAGGAGGAAAUUCCAGAGCUAUCUCCCAGCAGCCCACUUGCACUUAGUCCUGCCUCUCCUCUCAACAAUCAACUGGCCAAUUUUUGCACAGAUGAGGUUCCAACAGCAUCCCAGGGAUUGCUUAAACUGUUUGUGCCCAACUGUGAUGAACUCACUGGACAUAGAGGGGCAAAAGAGACAAUGAAAGAGGAAUCAUGGAACAUUCAUUUCUUUGAAUAUGGGAGGGGAAUGUGUAUGUAUCGCACGGCCAAGACCCGUGAACUAGUACUAAAAGGGAUUCCAGAGAAUCUUCGUGGAGAGUUAUGGCUCCUAUUUUCAGGAGCUUGGAACGAGAUGGCCACUCACCCUGGGUACUACACGGACUUGGUGGACCAGUCAGUGGGAAAGUAUAGCCUUGCCACAGAGGAAAUUGAAAGAGACCUGCAUCGUUCAAUGCCUGAGCACCCUGCCUUUCAGAAUGAGCUAGGGAUUGCUGCACUGAGGAGGGUACUCACAGCGUAUGCUUUUCGGAAUCCCACAAUUGGCUACUGCCAGGCCAUGAACAUUGUGACCUCGGUCCUGCUUCUGUACUGCAAUGAGGAAGAAGCUUUCUGGCUCCUCGUGGCCCUGUGUGAGAGGAUGCUGCCAGAUUACUAUAACACCAGAGUGGUUGGUGCGUUGGUAGACCAGGGCAUCUUUGAGGAGCUAACACGGGACUGUCUUCCCCAGCUGUCUGAGAAGAUGCAGGAUCUGGGAGUCAUUUCCAGUAUAUCACUCUCUUGGUUCCUCACUCUGUUCCUCAGUGUCAUGCCUUUUGAAAGUGCAGUAGUGAUUGUUGACUGUUUCUUCUACGAAGGCAUCAAGGUCAUCUUGCAAGUAUCUCUGGCUAUUCUGGACGCCAACAUGGAGAAGCUGCUAAACUGCUCUGAUGAAGGCGAGGCCAUGACUGUCUUGGGCAGGUACCUGGACAAUGUAGUUAACCGCCAGAGUGUUUUUCCACGUAUUCCCCACCGCCACACCUUAUUGACAAGUGGGGAUGGUCCACCAGUGGAAAUUGAUAUCUUUGAACUUAUAAAAACAGCCUAUGAGAAAUUUGGCCAAUUGAAAGCAGAUGACAUUGAGCAGAUGCGCUUUAAGCAAAGAUUGAAGGUGAUCCAUUCUCUGGAGGACACAGCUAAGAGAAGUGUGGUUCGAGCUGUUUCUGGUGACAUUGGGUUUUCUAUGCAAGAAUUAGAAGACCUUUAUGUAGUAUUUAAGGCAAAACACUUAAUGAGCUGUUACUGGGGAAAUCGCACUGCAGCUGCCCAUCGAGACCAGAGUUUGCCCUACCUAGAACAGUACCGCAUCAACAUAGAACAGUUUAAAGAGUUAUUUGCUUCUCUCACUCCUUUGUCCUGCGGCCUCCACACACCAGUGUUAGCAGAAAGAAUGUUCCGACUUCUGGAUGAGAACAAAGAUGCGCUUAUUAACUUCAAGGAGUUUGCAACCGGAAUGAGUGGGAUGUAUCAUGGUGAUCUGACUGAGAAACUAAAACUACUUUACAAACUGCACCUACCUCCAGCUCUGAACCCAGAGGAAGCAGAGUCUGCUCUGGAGGCUGCAAGUUACUUCACAGAGGAUAAUGCCCCACAAGUAUCUCCUUUUGUCUCAGAACUGGAUCUCUUCCUGCAUUGUGAUUCUCAAGAAGCAGCUAUGCAGGAAGACAAGGCAGCAAGAGAUGGCAACUCCAAAGACCAAGAGGAGAAAGGCACCGGUCCCCAAGAUUACAGAUAUCACCUGCGAAUGUGGGCCAAGGAAAAAGAUUCCAAAAAGGAAACUAUCAAAGAUCUUCCUAAAAUGAGUCAGGAGCAAUUUAUAGAGCUGUGCAAGACCCUUUACAACAUGUUCAGCGAGGACCCUGUGGAGCAAGACCUGUACCACGCCAUUGCCACUGUCGCCAGCCUCCUCCUGCGCAUUGGCGAGGUGGGCAAAAAGUUUAACCACCAACCUGCUAAAAAGGCUGACAACCUGAAAACAAACAGCAUUCAGGACCCAGUAAGUGAAGAAGAGUCUCCAACUUCUGAUCAGAGUCAGAAUUCAACUGUGGAGCAGUAUUCCCAAGCAGCCACAGAAGACAAAGCUUCAGGAGAUAUUCAGGUUGAGAAACACCAACAGGAAAAUCAGAUGUUUGUAGAUGGUGGUGGCGAAGGUCCGGGAUCUCCCACACAGCUGUUUUCAGAUGAUGAAACUAAAGACGAUAUGUCCAUGUCUUCGUAUUCCAUGGUUAGCACAGGUUCCCUGCAAUGUGAAGAUAUUGCAGAUGAUACAGUGCUGGUUGGUUGUGAAGCUGGCAGUUCAGCUGCACGGUAUGGCAGCACCAUUGACACAGACUGGUCCAUCUCCUUUGAACAGAUCUUAGCCUCCAUGCUUACAGAGACAGCCCUGGUAAACUAUUUUGAGAAAAAAGUUGACAUUACGCAGAAGAUCAAGGAACAAAAGAAAGUGGAAAGGCAGUACAGUUCAUCCAGUGAUUAUGAACUUUCCUCAGUGUCAGGCUGAACUCAGGAGAAUAAAGCAAAGUUUGGUUAAUAAGAGGCAGGAAAUCUAGAAACCUGGUGGAUGGGUGGACACAUUCUAUUUUGUUUUGUUUUUUACCAACACCUAUAUCUAUCCAUCAAUUAAAGUAGCUUCAGCUGAGAAAGGGGCUUAUCACAGUGACUCUUCGAUAUAGAUACCUCCCAGGAGGACACCUCCUUGCUGGGUUUACAUUACAUUCUCAAAAGCAUGAAAGCCUAGAAUCUAAUAGCCUCUGUGGCCUAGAAUUACUACAGUAAAUUAUGCAUGUGUGCCUCUGCCUAUCUUUCUUUAACGAAGCUUGAUUUCAGCCACACUAUGCUAUACCUUCAUUCGCUUUAGGUUCCUUGAUAUUGUUCACAAGAAAGCAGCCUAGCUUCAGUUCCUUCCUCUGUGCGUUUGGCUGCGGAGCUCCCUUUGAUGUAACGCAAUUUAUGAAAGUGCUGUAGAGGCCCCCAGCCUGCCUAAAAGACUGCUGUUAGGAACGUAGAUGCUAUGCAGUAACUUGUCAAAUGUUUUAUUCUCUUACUUGUGGCAUCCUACAGUUAGAAUGCACCCAUGCCUUGGGACAGCUGGUUUCUAUCCCAAGUGAUAUAUCAUCACAGUAGCAUGUGGUUUUCAAAAUCUCCAAAGAAAGGUUAAUACUAAUAUAUUUUAGUCCAGUUUUAACUCUUCAGUGCCAUGCUUGUUUUGAAUUUCCCUGAAAGAAAGAAGUACUGAGAAUUGCAACAGCCAUGGAGAUUGCCAUGGUAGUGUGAAUGUCACAAUCUUCAGAAUUGCAAGCCACUGAUAAGGUCGUAUGUCUUUCUGCUUUGAGUAUUAGAUUGCUUCUUUCAUAAUUUUACAUGGUACAAGGCUCUUAGAGAGCCUUAAUAAAUUUGGGAUUUGAAGAAGUUGGUAUUCAUGGGCAAGCCCUGAGCCCAUAUUCCUGUAAGCCAGUUAUCAUAGAAUGGUUGCAUCGCUGGACAGACUGCUUCACUGAUCUUUUCUCACUAAGGUCAGAUCUACAGAUUUGUUGUGUGUGUACUAGAACCAAGCCAGACCUCCAUAGGUAAUGCAGGUGUGGACAUGGUUUAUGUCUGCUUAGACUUUAGUCCUGUUUACCUGAACCAACUAACCUACUGCCUACAUGGUGGUCUAGAUGUUGCACUCCAUACCGAUCAAACCAUUGUACUAUAAUUCAAACAGUUUCUGUAACUUACUUUAGCACUGUGUGAUGUUUUGAUCACCUUGUCCUCUCACGGCAUAGAGUGUACAGUUACGGGACCUGCCUUCUGUGAAUCACUUGUGGACCAGAGGAAAAGUGGAGCUCCAUUUUGGGAUUGGUAGCUUCCCUAUGGGAAGGCAUUCACUCUCAAGAAGCACUAUUUUUGUUUAUAUUUGUAUACAUGCUCAUUACGUAAGUACAUUAUUCAGUCACAUGAGCUUCAUUGAAACUGUGUGAAUGCUAGUGUGUGGCUGUUGCCGGACCAGCAUCGAGUGUGGGUCACAUUGGCAGUUCAGAAAGUGAAAUGUCUGAAGGCCUAGGAUAGAUGUGUACAAGGAAUCCACCACUUGGUGCAAUACCCAGUGUUACUCCAAUUUUGUGGCAUACUCUGUAUGUUUAAGUCUCUGCCUCCUUAGUCUUGCACCUGGAAAGCAGGCAAUAGAAACAUUAGCUUUUACUAAUUCUUCAGUAAUUUAUUGUAAUUUCUUUUCUUUUUUAAAAAAAAUACAAAUACAUGUGAUUUUACAUUGUUUUUGUCUGAUCAAUCACGUACGUAUUCAAUAAAUGAACAGAAUCACA
Molecule: messenger RNA, 5625 nt
Organism: Elgaria multicarinata webbii
Lineage: Eukaryota; Metazoa; Chordata; Lepidosauria; Squamata; Anguidae
Gene: TBC1D9B
Product: TBC1 domain family member 9B
Exons: 22
Coding region: 54-3824 (1256 amino acids)
Molecular function (GO): calcium ion binding
Source: RefSeq, a predicted model, not a curated record